Messenger RNA from Larimichthys crocea (large yellow croaker), 3230 nucleotides. It is a transcript of the gene mmut, whose product is annotated as methylmalonyl CoA mutase. Gene Ontology annotation, molecular function: metal ion binding; cobalamin binding; methylmalonyl-CoA mutase activity. The transcript is spliced from 13 exons. The record is from RefSeq and is a predicted model, not a curated record. Bases 162 to 2426 code for a protein of 754 amino acids. NCBI's taxonomy places the organism in Eukaryota, Metazoa, Chordata, Actinopteri, Sciaenidae. Gene Ontology annotation, cellular component: mitochondrion; cytoplasm.
ACCAACCCGCUCAAUGCGGCGUCUAUGUAUAUAUGUCUAUGAGUCUGAUGAUGUUGUGAAGCGUCAUUGGACAGACGGGAACACGCCUUUCGUCGUGCGUGAACAAGCACAACAACAAACGACAAGGUGAUCCAUGUGCGUCUGACUGGGACAUUGUAAACAUGCUGACAGCACAGAGGGCAUGUGCAGCGAUGGCUGUCCGGCACCUGGUUAGAGCUUCUGUCUCCUCAGCACACACACACCGCUCUCUGAUCCACACUUCCAUACCACGUCAGGACCAGACUGAGCUGCAUGCCGAAUGGGCCAAUCUGGCUAAGAAACAGCUGAAGGGGAAAAACCCAGAAGAUCUGACCUGGCGCACGCCAGAGGGAAUCAACAUCAAGCCUGUGUACACACAAGCAGACUCGGUUGGCAGGGCUGAUGAAUUGCCAGGAGUGUUUCCGUACACCAGAGGGCCCUAUCCCACCAUGUACACCUACAGGCCUUGGACUAUCAGGCAGUACGCAGGCUUUAGCACUGUGGAGGAGAGCAACAGGUUCUAUAAAGAUAACAUUAAAGCUGGACAACAGGGUCUUUCUGUGGCCUUUGACCUCCCGACUCACCGUGGUUAUGACUCAGACAACCCCCGAGUCCAUGGAGACGUUGGCAUGGCUGGUGUUGCUAUAGACUCGGUUGAAGACAUGAAGAUGCUCUUUGAUGGAAUCCCACUGGAGAAGAUGUCAGUUUCAAUGACAAUGAACGGAGCCGUUAUCCCUGUGCUGGCCAUGUUUAUUGUGACUGGAGAGGAGCAGGGUGUGCCUAAAGCCAAACUAACAGGCACGAUUCAAAACGAUAUUUUGAAGGAGUUUAUGGUACGCAACACCUAUAUUUUUCCCCCGGAACCUUCCAUGCAAGCCAUCGCAGAUAUCUUCGCUUAUACCUCCAAGAACAUGCCCAAGUUUAACUCUAUAUCCAUCAGUGGCUACCAUCUUCAGGAAGCGGGAGCUGAUGCCAUCCUGGAAGUAGCUUACACCAUCGCUAAUGGCCUGGAGUACUGCCGCACAGGGCUGAAAGCAGGCUUAACCAUCGAUGAGUUUGCCCCAAGAUUGUCGUUCUUCUGGGGUAUUGGGAUGAAUUUCUACAUGGAAAUUGCCAAGCUGAGGGCAGCCAGGAGGUUAUGGGCCACGCUCAUUCAAGAGUACUUCCAGCCCAAGAACACCAAGUCUCUCCUCCUCCGCACACACUGCCAGACCUCCGGCUGGUCUCUCACUGAACAAGAUCCAUACAACAACGUGAUCCGUACAGUGAUCGAGGGCAUGGCAGCUGUGUUCGGGGGGACCCAGUCACUCCACACCAACUCGUUCGAUGAAGCUCUGGGUCUGCCCACGGUGAAGAGCGCUCGCAUUGCCAGGAACACCCAGAUCAUCAUCCAAGAAGAGUCAGGCAUCCCCAAAGUCGCUGAUCCCUGGGGGGGCUCUCAUAUGAUGGAGUCUCUCACAGAGGACGUCUAUAAUAAAGCUCUAAAGUUCAUUAAAGACAUUGAAGAGAUGGGAGGCAUGGCCAGAGCUGUGGCGGAAGGUAUUCCAAAACUUCGUAUUGAGGAAUGUGCUGCUCGCAGACAGGCCCGCAUUGACUCAGGAUCAGAAGUCAUUGUCGGGGUGAACAAGUACCGUCUGGAAAAAGAGGAAACGGUGGAGGUGUUAGCUAUAGAUAACACUGCCGUACGCGAGAAACAGAUUGAAAAACUGAAAAAGGUGAGGCAGAGUCGUGACCCAGAGGCUGCGAAGAAGUGCCUGGCCGCAAUUAAGGAGUGUGCCCGAACCGGGGAGGGCAACCUUUUAGGCCUGGCUGUGGAGGCAGCACGAGCCAGAUGUUCAGUUGGUGAAAUAACUGAUGCCAUGAAGGCAGUGUUCGGCGAACACAAGGCCAGUACCAGGAUGGUGAGCGGUGCUUACCGCAGUGAGUUCGGGGAACAUGAAGAGAUCGCCCUGGCCAUGAAUAGAGUUGCAGAUUUUAAGAACCAAGAGGGCAGGAAUCCUCGACUGCUGGUGGCAAAGAUGGGGCAGGAUGGUCACGACAGGGGUGCGAAAGUCAUCGCCACAGGGUUUGCUGACCUGGGCUUUGAUGUGGACAUCGGACCACUGUUUCAGACUCCCCUUGAGGUUGCCCAGCAGGCGGUCGAUGCAGACGUACACUGUGUCGGGGUCAGCACGCUUGCCGCAGGACACAAGACACUGGUCCCAGAGCUCAUCAAGGAACUACGGAAGCUCAACAGGCCAGAUAUCCUCGUCAUCUGUGGAGGCGUCAUCCCACCACAGGACUAUGAGUUCUUGUACCAGAGCGGUGUGUGUGCCAUCUUCGGCCCAGGAACCAGGAUCCCACAAGCUGCAGUGGACGUUGUUGAUAACAUUGAGAAGAGCCUAGAAAACAUCCGUCAGGCCAUGUGAACUCUUUAAAAAAACAGAACUACAGCUUUAAGAACUGUCUAUCUGUGCUGUAUCCACAAGAAAGUCACAAGUGGGGGGCUCUCUGUACAGAACCUGCAAAAAAAAUGUCAUUCCCCAGCGUGAGAACACAGCAUGUACAGCAGUCAGAAUCAUUAAUAAACCUGUUGAGGUGUCGUGGUUACAUCGUGUUUAGAUUUGUUAAUUGGCGGUAUCGUUCAGUUCUAAGGAAAAUCCUGUCAGACGAACCCUAUUCAGUUAAUAAGUAGUGAUUUUGUUAAUCUCUUCAAAGGUCAAGUAAUUAAUUCAUGCUUAUAUAAGAAUUGCAGUGUCACAUGCGUGGGAACCCUCAUUCCUGGUCAAUUACUAUAGACUUUAAUAGAAAAGAUGGAAAUUAGGCUAUAUUUAGAUGUUCACUAACGCUUAAUAAAUCACAGACUAAAAUUAGGCCAUGCUAAACAAACAGUGCAUGGUGCUACAAACAUUGGCUUGAGAUGAGCAGAGCAUUUUUUGCCAUCCAAUAUAAAACAUUACAGCAGAGCACUAUAAACCUACUUAAUAUAAUGCUUUUAUUGUGAAAUUUGUGUUACAAUAUUACAGCAAGGUGUGGUGAGUGCCAGUGCUGUGGAGAUAGAUGGGUUGAAAUUCACAUCAAAUCAAACCUCUUAUGAACUACUACUAUGUUGAAUUUAACUAUCUAUUCAUAUUAAAAUAAAGCAGUUGGAAAUUGUAUUUUUCUACUUGAAAUAUCGAAUCAGAUUUAACUCUCUGUGGUCUGAAUAAAGUAUGUGAACUUUGGAAACGUGA